CUUUCGUACGUGGAAAAGUCCAACACAGCACCAUGUCCUCAACCACAACCACCAUCGUAGCGAAGAAGGAAGACCCUUCACAGGCCACAGAGUCAAACACCACUGGAAAAUCAGCCAUCCAGGCCAUCUCACAAGGAGCCACCCUACCAGGCAUCCCUUCCUUUACCUCCGCGGACAAAAAGCGAAGAUGGAUGCUCGAGCACAUGGCUGGUGCCUUCAGAGUAUUCGCUCGCAAGGGUUUCUCCGAAGGAAUGAGCGGGCACAUCUCCUUGCGUGAUCCAGAACAUUCAGACUGCUUCUGGACGAAUCCACUCGGGCUCCAUUUCGGUUUAGUCAAGGUUUCCGAUCUCAUCCUACUAAAUCAUGCCGGCGAACCAGUCGGAGGCAAUCGAUCGCGGCCAGCCAAUGCCGCGGGCUUCCAGAUCCACGGCGUCCUGCACAAGAUGUAUCCGCAUGUGAACGCGGCGUGCCAUGCGCACUCGAAGUACGGUAAAGCGUGGUCGACGUUCGCCAAGCCUUUGGAUAUGAUCAACCAGGACGUUACUAUGUUUUAUGGUGAUGCGCAGGCUGUAUACCCCGAGUUCGGGGGCGUCGUGCUAGAGAAAGAGGAGAGUCUGCGGCUGGGUAGACACUUGGGUGACAAAGGGAAGUUGCUGAUACUGCGCAACCAUGGCCUUCUUACGGUCGGACAGACGGUGGAUGAAGCGGCUUAUCUGUUCACUCUGGCUGAGAGGAGCUGCGAAAUUCAACUGCAGGUGGAUGCGGCUGCUGCUCAGGGUUUGGAGAAGAAGCUUAUUGAGCCAGAAGCGGCUGAGUUUACGUUCAAGAUGACUAGUGACCCGGAGGCGUUGUAUCAUGAGUUCCAGCCGGAUUAUGAGAUGGAGCGGGCGCUGUGCAACGAUGAGUUUCUACAGUGAGUAUGGGUGCAUGUGGUUG
Aspergillus vadensis CBS 113365 is the source of this 936-nucleotide messenger RNA. RefSeq names its product class II aldolase/adducin domain-containing protein. Bases 33 to 917 code for a protein of 294 amino acids. The transcript has 3 exons. The record is from RefSeq and is a predicted model, not a curated record. Gene Ontology annotation, molecular function: actin filament binding. Gene Ontology annotation, cellular component: cytoskeleton. NCBI's taxonomy places the organism in Eukaryota, Fungi, Ascomycota, Eurotiomycetes, Eurotiales, Aspergillaceae.